AUGGGUGCUACUGCUGACGAAGUUGACAUUCAAGGUCGCUGGAAGGCUCGCUUUUCUGGACGGGUUGUAGAUGCCUACAUUUCGCCUGAACAGCCCUGGAUCGACGCUCGUGUUGCCGAAAAGCUUUGCAUGGGGGCUCCUAUUGCCUACAAGCUACACCCGGAUGCCAGGAGGGUGACUCCCGACUGGUUGAUUGAGCAUGUGGUGCCAAGGACGCAUGCGUUUUACGACGGUGUCAACGACAUUUCGCUUCACUUGGCUCUGCCUCUUUUGUGUGGGCUGCUCUUGACGAAUCUUGGGAGGAGAGAAUGGAGCCUCCCGUUCGUGUAG
This is a messenger RNA of Seminavis robusta, 330 nucleotides long. NCBI's taxonomy places the organism in Eukaryota, Bacillariophyta, Bacillariophyceae, Naviculales, Naviculaceae. The record is from the annotation of a GenBank genome assembly.